CCGUUUUUAUCAAAAAAAAAUUGUGUGCAAUUUUGCGAUCAGUGAAAAUAAUGAAUAGAAAACGGUAAAGUAUUACGAACAAAUAAUUAAAAAUUAACCUAUUAUUACUUCUCACGCAAAAGAAGAAUAAAAAUCGUAUAAAUGUGUAAUAUUAAUUUAUUACUAAACAUCAAACUUACCGCGAAAGUCUGAUAUUAAAUUUUUAAUAGUGAGUUAUCACGAUUUUGAAUAAUAAUUAUUUACACGUAUGUGACAACAAAGUAGAUAUACUGUCGUUUAGUUCACUUGUAUGACAGUGGCCACAUCAUCUUUAACUUUGUCCUUGAUAAGAAAAAAACAACAUUAUGUUACGGCAAUACAACCUGUGAAGCCGACUUGGAAAAAUGAAAAAAGCACAAAAAAAAGACAUAAAAGGUUAGAAAUAUAUAUUGAUGAAAUAAUUUUACAGAAAAAUCAUCAAAGUUAACCUUAAAAAUUUUUUUUAUCAACAUAAUAAAAUAAUUAAGCAUAAAAUAGUGGAGUAAUAGUUGUAAAUAAUGUUGAAAAAAUCUUGACAAAAGUGUAAUUAAAUAUUUUUAUAAGAAAAUCAGCAAAAAUGGCAGACAAUUUGAUGUUUAAAUUACUAGUAACAAUUAUUGGAACAACGAUAAUAAUAUUAUCAAUCACAAGUGUGAGUCAAUGUUCAUCUGGAGAUGAAUCUUUCGAGUAUAUGAGUAAAACAGAACGAGCUGAAUUGAAAGAAGAAGCAAGAGACAUGUUUUAUCAUGCUUACAACGCUUACAUGGACAAUGCAUAUCCAGCUGAUGAAUUAAUGCCGUUGAGUUGUAAAGGAAGAUAUCGAGGAUCAGAGGCAGACCGUGGAGACAUUGAUUCUGUGCUUGGUAAUUUCUCUCUAACCCUUGUAGACACCUUGGACACACUAGUGGUCCUUGGAGACCUAGGAGAAUUUGAGAAUGCUGUUAAAUUAGUCGUCAGAGAUGUCUCUUUCGACACAGAUGUGAUUGUUAGCCUGUUUGAGACCAACAUCCGUAUGUUGGGUGGACUCCUGAGUGGACAUAUACUCUCAGAAUAUCUUCAGGCACGUGCAGACAUCAUGUCUUGGUACCGUGGAGAACUCCUGACUCUUGCUAAGGAUCUUGGUUUUAGAUUUCUACCAGCUUUCAACACCAGCACUGGCAUCCCUUAUGGCAGGAUUAAUUUAAAGUACGGAAUGAAAGGUGUCCCUCAAGAGAUGUGCAGAGAAACCUGCACCGCUUGUGCUGGAAGUAUGAUAUUGGAGAUGGCUGCAUUGUCUAGGCUAACUGGAGAGAUGAUUUUUGAAGAGAAAGCACAGAAAGCUAUGGAUGCUUUAUGGAAAAUUCGACAUCGGGGAACUGAUCUGAUGGGAUCUGUGCUGAAUGUACACUCUGGAGAUUGGGUGAGAAGAGACUCUGGUGUUGGUGCUGGUAUUGAUUCUUACUAUGAGUAUUGUUUGAAAGCCUACAUUUUAUUAGGCGAUGAAAAAUAUCUAGGAAGAUUCAACAAACAUUACCAAGCGAUAAUGAAGUAUGUGAGUCAAGGUCCAAUGUUGUUAGAUGUUCACAUGCACCGACCAAACACUAAUUCCAAAAAUUUUAUGGAUGCCUUAUUAGCAUUUUGGCCAGGACUUCAAGUACUGAAAGGUGACAUAAAACCAGCAGUAGAAACUCAUGAGAUGUUGUACCAAGUGAUGCAACGCCAUAAUUUCAUACCAGAAGCAUUUACGACUGACUUCCAAGUUCACUGGGGCCAUCAUCCAUUGCGUCCGGAAUUUUUAGAAUCAACGUAUUUCCUAUAUCGAGCUACUGGUGAUCAUUAUUACUUAGGUGUAGGAAAGAAGGUGCUGAAGAGUCUUCAAACGUAUGCUCGAGUGCCUUGUGGUUAUGCAGCUGUAUCUGAUGUGCGGACUAAUAAGCACGAUGAUACCAUGGAUUCAUUUGUAUUAUCAGAAACAUUUAAAUAUUUAUUCUUACUAUUUGCUGAGCCAAAUGAUCUAGUGUUAGAUCUAGAUGAAUUUAUUUUUACAACUGAGGGACACCUGUUGCCUUUAACGUUAGGUGCUAUGAGGAUAAAUGCUUCCUUGGAAGCUGAUUUAGAUGCAAUAGAGGUCGAUGAGUUAGAUCGAACCUGCCCAAAUAGUCUACAUUUAUUCCCAGCGUCUGUUCGUCAGCCUCUUAGGAACAUGGUGGAAGAUGUUUGUCCUAGGAGAUCGUUGAAACGAAGAUUAAGUGCUUCCCAAUUUCAAGCAAAUAAUAUAGAACACAUUAAAUUACUCAGCAACAUGGGAAUUGUAGUUUUAACAAUGGCUGAUGGACGAAUGCAACUUCUUCAUACAUUUUCAAACGCCAAGUCAAUGGAAGAUGCUCAAGAAGGAUUGAUGUUCAUGCAGGACAUGGUGGAAUUAAAUAAAAAACAAUCAUUAGAGUCAGAAAAACGUCGAGUAGCUAUCAAGUUUUCUAAAUCAAAGACUGAGUCUGAUAAAGAAGUCGUUUUGAUCGGUGGUCCAGCUGAAUUUGGAUUACAAUUAAAAGGAUUAUUUAAAGUCAUUGGUAAACCUGUGUUAGCAGAACCCUUGAAGGCUUGUGAUGAGCUCAAGAAUGCACACGAAAUUGAAGGAAAUAUUGCUAUUGUCUGGCGUGGUGAUUGCAUGUUUGUUGAUAAGGCUAGAACAAUACAAAAAGCUGGUGCCAUUGGAGGAAUAGUGAUGGAUUCAGUGAUAGGCUCUAGUAUAAAAACAUCUCCAAUGUUUGGAAUGGCUGGUGAUGGAGUCAGUGUUGAUGAUAUUAAAAUCCCAUUAGUUUUUCUCUUCAAUCUUGAAGCUGGCGAAUUACUCCAAGGAAUGGCGGCGAAAGAUGGUGCAAUUGUUGUCACGAUGGAAGAAUAUGUGAAUGUUGAAACGAAAGCUAAUGAUUCAGAAGACUACUCAUCUGUAUUUGAGAGACUUAAGGAGUCUGUUCAACAAUUUCUUGCACGACCAGCUACUUCAACAGAAUCAAAAAUGGUGAGCCCCGAACCACCGAAAACAGUUCAAAAUGAAGCAGAGCAAGAUACAGUAAUCGAUGUUGGAUAUUUACGUGCUAUUAUUCCAAAACAACAAACCCAAUCUCCGUUGGUAAAAUUAAUAACAAAUCUUCCAAUCAUUCCACCAUAUAAAUUCACUGUAACAUCAGAGCCAGAAAUGAUUGAUACAGGAGGAUUUUCAUUCUGGUGGCAAUCGUACAGAGAAACAUUUAUCACACGAAUUUUAUUUCUAACACAAAGACCACCGAAUGUGAUAAUAUCUCUUGAUAGAAUUAAAAAUAUCCACGAUUGGCUACUGGAUUGGGAUUACAUUGAUAAAGAUAAGCAAUCAAAUAAACAACUGGACAACGUGGAAUUGAUAACGUGGUUUUUAAAUGAAUUAAGAGAUGCUGUACCAGAUGAUAAAUUACCAAAAUUAUAUUACACAAAAGAAGCUAAUUAUAAAUAUUCCCAAACCCUUAGGCAAAAUGGUCAUCGGGGAAUUCUGAUGGCAAUUGACGAUGAAUUCCUACUGGAGGAAAAUCAUUUAAAUCUGCUGAUGGAUUCAAUAAAGAGAGUUAAACAUCGACAAGACGGUGAUGUAAAUAAUGAUAACAAUGAUAGCCGCGAAAAGUCCGAUGUUAAGAAGGAUGAUAAGAAGGGAAAUAAUAGGUAGAAUAAAUCAAUGAAAUAAAAAAGAUUAUGUGGGAAUAAAAAAAUACAAAAAUCUGUUGAACGGAUUUGAAUAUUGAUGAUGAAAUUAAUUAUAAAGAUGAUUAUAAUGAAGUAAAAUGUGAUGUGAAUGAUUAAGAUAAGAAGAAAAGAAGUGAUAAAAACAGUUAAAUAAAUGUACGAGAAUGAAAAAAAAA
Molecule: messenger RNA, 3887 nt
Organism: Chelonus insularis
Lineage: Eukaryota; Metazoa; Arthropoda; Insecta; Hymenoptera; Braconidae
Gene: Edem2
Product: ER degradation enhancer, mannosidase alpha-like 2
Exons: 9
Coding region: 596-3694 (1032 amino acids)
Biological process (GO): endoplasmic reticulum mannose trimming; mannose trimming involved in glycoprotein ERAD pathway; carbohydrate metabolic process
Cellular component (GO): membrane; endoplasmic reticulum
Molecular function (GO): mannosyl-oligosaccharide 1,2-alpha-mannosidase activity; calcium ion binding
Source: RefSeq, a predicted model, not a curated record